CAUGUGAACCGAGCCUCCCAAGUUGGAAGUUCUCAGCAUUGUCAAUUAUUGAUCAAGCGACUGAACAUUGAACAAACACUCCAACUCCAGUCCCAGGACAUCGACGACCGCCUCCAUUGACUAUCACAUACCUCAAUUGCAAUCUCCACUUUGACGAUGGUCGUUUACUACACAGUUGCUGGCCGCCAAGUCGGCUCCCAUGUCCUUGCCAUGGCGACUCUUGGAGGCACGUUCCUCGCCACCUACCUCGCCCUGCCAGCGAAGACGGACAAGAAACAAGGUCCGCCCAUUAAGGCCAGCAGCAAGGAUGAGGAACAAUUUAUUCAGGAUUUCCUAAAAAACGUGGAGGCUGAGGAGAAGAAAGCGAAACAAUAAAUCAAUACCUCCCAACAUAUUUUACCGCCCCUCUCUGUACUUAACCACGCCUUGUACGCCAUAUAUCUUUCGCAUCUUAUAUUCUUAGAACUCUUCUCCUGGAAUACUAUCCAUUUCUUUUUCCCUUUUUUUCUUUCCGCCUUGAUGUGUGGAAUGAGCCUGUCACAUAUUCAAUUAUAGAGAGGUGUGUGUGGUUAGAACAUAGGCUUGGUGGGUGAUCGAUUGUGGGCAACUAGGGGAGUGGACAGCGCCGGUUCCAAAGGCUAACCCGGCACCAGAAAGAGAAUGACAGCUAUGAAUUAAGAGGCGGAAAUAAUAUUCUGUGACGAUACGGAUGGAUAUGAUGGGUUUGGUCAAGCUGCAAGCGAACAGACUUUGAAUCCUAAACCAACCUUGCGUGAUAUCAUCUCGUGCCGUACUUGAAACUGGGCCCUCACUUUCUUAUUAAAGAUAUAUGUCUUUUUCAGUGUCUUUCGUUUGUUAUGACUUUACUUCUGGUAUUUUCUUUGGUCCUCAACAUUUCCCAAUGUCCCCCUAAUUGGACACCUCCCCGGUAUGAAAUACUAUAGGUGUACUCCGUAGUUACUCUAUACAUAGAAAACUAUAAAAAGUGUUGCACAGCACGUUGAUCUAUCGCCGAAAUUUUUUAUCUUUUCUUCAUUAUAGUUAGUGCAAUUGUUCAUUUACAUAUAUUAUCUGCAACGCUCGAAUUGUAUUGAUGCGCAAUCCCAAGCAACUACUGUACCCCAGUUCAUCAUUCAUAAAAAAAAAUAAACAGUGAUACGGAAA
Blastomyces gilchristii SLH14081 is the source of this 1164-nucleotide messenger RNA. RefSeq lists its product as uncharacterized. The record is from RefSeq and is a predicted model, not a curated record. The transcript is spliced from 3 exons. The coding region runs from base 157 to 375 and encodes 72 amino acids. Gene Ontology annotation, biological process: proton motive force-driven ATP synthesis. Lineage: Eukaryota; Fungi; Ascomycota; Eurotiomycetes; Onygenales; Ajellomycetaceae.